AUGAAACAAGUCAUUUCAGGGACAUUUUCACUCUUACUAGUAUUGUGCCUUGCCAUUUUCAUUGCACUAUUCAGCGCAACACAUGUUUCAACACAAGGCUCUGGUCAAUACUCUGUAUCGUCCAUUGCUGGCUUUUACCAUGUGGAUGGUUUGAAUAAUAAUUUUCACACCGAAGGUGUGAGUGCCACCUACGCUCCUCUAACCUCAGAGAUUUAUGAUAUGACCUUCGCACAGAAUGGAGACAUGUAUGUGGUCGACCAAAAUUUGAAUCGUGUCUUGAAGGUCGAUGCUACUAGUGGUGCUAUUUCAACUGUGGCUGGAAUCAAUGUGGCAGCCUUCAAUGGAGAUGGAAUGAAAGGUUCAAGAACAGCUCUUACUUAUCCAAGAGGUGUUGCUGUCCUACCCAAUGGAGAUGUAUUGAUUGCUGAUACAAGUGCUCAUCGAGUUCGACGAGUGUUUGCAUCCAAUGGUACAGUAGCAACCUUUGCAGGAUCUGGUGAAGGAGGAUACAAUGGUGACAACAUGCUGGCCACUCAAAUUCAACUCAAAUGGCCUCAAAGUUUGGCAGUGACUUUGAACGGUGAAGUGUUAAUUGCAGAUUCAGGUAAUCAUAGAAUUCUCAAAAUCAUGUUAAAUGGAAUGGCAGUCACUGUGGCUGGUGUCAAUGCAACCGCUGGAUACAAUGGUGACCUUAGAUUGGCCACUCAAGCGUUUCUGAAUUCACCUUUUGGAGUUGCAGUUUCAAAAUCAACAGGAGAAAUAUUUAUUGCAGAUACGAAUAAUCAUCGAAUUCGUAAAGUGUUGAGUAAUGGAAAUAUUGUUACUGUUGCAGGAAAUGGAUUUGAAGGGUACAACGACGAUAACAUUCCUGCUACUCAAGCCAAUAUUGCCUACCCGUACGACAUGGAUAUUUCAUCGAGUGGUGAAAUUUACAUUGUCGACAAUGGAAAUAAUCGUAUUCGAAAAGUGUUAACAAAUGGAAACAUUACCACCUUUGCUGGACGUGGAAUUCAAGGAUUUUCAGGUGCCUUCACUGGAGAUGGCGUUCCAGUCACAUCCUCCACAGAAACAGACUCUCCCAAAGCCAUUGCCAUUUCACCAUUGACAGGUGACGUUUACUUUGCUGAAAGGUAUCGAAUUCGAAAAGUUGUUCUCUCGACCAAUUACAUUUAUACAGUAGCAGGCAGCGGCAAUCCACAAUAUUACGGCGAUGGACUCCAAGCACAGAGUGCAGUCAUAAGUAUUGCCAGCAGUUUUGUGUAUCCUCAUCCUACGAGUGCACAUGUUGAUCCCAAAACUGGCGAUGUUUAUAUUGCUGACAGUGGAGCAGCAGUGAUUCGAAAAAUUCAAAAAUCUACUGGAAUAAUUACCACCAUUGCUGGAUCUUCACAAGGAUACUCCACCGAUGAGACUACUCAGUUAGGACAGCCAGGAGACUACAUUCUCGCAACAAGCGCCAAGCUCGGUACUAAUCUUCCAGGAAUGGCCGUUCAUCCCAUUUCUGGAGAUUUGUAUUUCAUUGAUCAGAGUUACAUCAAAAAGAUUUCAAGUUCUUCUGGAAUUGUGAAUCGAGUAGCAGGAUGGCAGAUUUUAAGUUUCUCUGGAGAUUUUGGACCUGCUCUGUCUGCAACAUUGAAUGAACCUCAAAGUCUUGCUUUUGCUCCAAAUGGAGAUUUGUACAUUGCUGACAAGAUGAAUCGAAGAAUUCGAAAAAUAUUUACAAAUGGAACUAUUGUGACAUUUGCUGGUAAAGAUGCAGAUGCAUCGAAUGAGUAUGCUCCUUAUUCUGGAGAUGGAGGCCCAGCUGCAAAUGCCGUGUUUUUACAACCAAGUGGUGUGGCUGUGACUGCGAAUGGCGAAGUAAUUAUUGCAGAUACAUUGAACAAUCGAGUGAGAAAAGUAUUCACCAAUGGAACUGUCAUUACCAUUGCUGGUACUGGUCCAUCCUUUUACGACGGAGGACGAUACAAUGGAGAUGGAAUGUUAGCUACAAAUGCCACACUCAACAUUCCUACCGGAGUGGCUGUCACUCCCAACGGAGAAGUCAUCAUUGCCGAUACGUACAAUCAUCGAAUUCGAAAAAUCUUACUCAAUGGAACGAUUAUUACCAUUGCUGGAGGUGGUUAUCUGAAAGGUUAUCAUGGAAAUGGAAUUCCUGCUCGAUCUGCCUUACUCAUGUAUCCAAAAGGAGUUUCAGUCGAUUCCAAUAAUGGAGAUAUCUAUGUCUAUGGAGAUUAUGUCUACAAGGUGUGUCGAAUUAGUGCUGCAGAUGGAAUGAUUUACACAUUGGUUGGAAAUGCAAGAUAUGGCUAUGAUUAUGAACGAAUUAAUGUGAAUGGAUAUAAAGACGCGGGAGUUAGCUUUUUUAGUGGAGAUGGGUUGAAGGCAACGAUGGCUCAAAUGUAUGGUCCUAGAGGGUUGUUUGUGAAUUCUGUGAAUGAGGAUGUAUGGAUUGCAGAUUCUGGAAAUAAUCGAAUUCGAAAAGUGACAGCAACGAGUGGAAUAAUGACCACUGUUGCUGGAGGAGAAGGGUAUAUGGGAUCGUAUCCAGAUAAUGGUUCGAAAGCAACGAUGGUAUUGUUGCAGAAUCCAAUUGGAAUUUGGAUGAAUCGAAAGAAUGGUGAAUUUGUUAUUGCCGAUUCUGGUAAUUCCAAAAUAAGAAAAAUUGAUGGCAAUGGAAAUAUGUUUACAAUUGCUGGAAAUGGAACAGCUGGUUACAAUGGAGACGGAAUUCUAGCAACAUUGGCUCUAUUCAACCAAUCUUCGAGCGUGUUUGUUUCCGAAGCCACCAAUGAUGUCUACGUUGCAGACACUGGAAAUCAUAGAAUUAGAAAAAUUUCAGCAAGCACUGGAAUUGUCACUACCAUUGCUGGAACGGGUGUAGCAGGUUACAAUGGUGAUCAAAUACUGGCCACAAGUGCCAUGUUGAACUCUCCAAAUUCUGUCUAUGUGACAAGUAAUGGAGAAGUCUAUUUUGCAGAUUCUUGGAAUCAUCGUAUUCGAAAAAUUUUCACAAACGGAACCAUUAUUACCAUUGCUGGAAAUGGUGUGCCAGGAUUUAGUGAUGGAACCAAUUCACAGGCAAUCUAUGCUCAGUUGAACACACCUUUGGGUAUUUUUGUGUUAGAACAAACUGGAGAGGUCUAUAUUUGUGACACUUACAAUCAUCGAAUUCGAGUUGUGAAUUCUUUUGGAACCAUUUCCACCAUUGCAGGUCAUUACUAUUACGGAUACAAUGGAGAUGCUACAUCCGCUCUCGAAACCUAUUUCAAUUACCCGACCAAUAUCCAUGUCUCAAAUACCACUCGAAGAAUUUAUGUCUCAGAUUAUUUGAAUCAUCUCGUGAGAAUGUUAGAACCGUUGUGUGGUUCAGGACAAGUCUAUGAUCCAUCCUCAUCGAAAUGUGUACAAGAUGUGUAUUGCUAUGGAGUGAGUGCUUUUACUUGGAGUGUUUGUUCAGGUCACGGUUCCUGCAUUUCCGAAAACAAUUGUCAAUGCCAAAACGGAUAUUUUGGUACCACUUGUCAAAUUACUCAAUGCAAUUCCAAACUCAGUAACGACUCUUCUGUAUGCAGUUCUCAUGGAUCCUGUGUUGCAUUGAAUUCAUGUUCGUGCAUUUCUGGAUGGACAGGUCUCAACUGUGAACAAUGUGUUGGAAACAAUUGUGGAGGAGGAAAUAACAACGAAAGUCAAAUUUUCACAUGCAAUGGAACACUCUCCAAUUCCACCUCUGUAUGCAAUGGAAAUGGAAAUUGCACCAAUUCUGAAACGUGUCAAUGCAUGAAUGGAUUUUCUGGCAAGUAUUGUGAAAGAUCUCUCAAUUCGGAUCCAACCAUUGCGGAAUGUUUGGUCAAUGGAUUGAGUUGUGGUGCAUUGGCUGGAAUUGUGGUUGGUUCUGUCGUUGGAGGGUUGCUUGUGGUGGGAAUUGUGAGUGCGGUGAUUGGUAUACUUGUGUAUGUUGUGAAAAAGAAAGGACAGGUCGACCUGAAUGGAUCGAUUGCCAAUUCGAAUAAUGUCGAAUUGAGAAAUGUUUGA
Naegleria lovaniensis is the source of this 4035-nucleotide messenger RNA. RefSeq lists its product as uncharacterized. The transcript is spliced from 5 exons. The record is from RefSeq and is a predicted model, not a curated record. The coding region runs from base 1 to 4035 and encodes 1344 amino acids. Gene Ontology annotation, molecular function: protein binding. Lineage: Eukaryota; Heterolobosea; Eutetramitea; Acrasida; Naegleriidae.